AUGACUCGCUCAUAUGAGGCUGCCAUUACGGCGCUCAAUUCCUUGCAAACAAACUACGCGAUCGUCGAGGAGCUCCGGAGGUCUACCUCUCGGCAGGAGAUGAACGAACGCUCAUUGCCGGAGACGGUUGAAUGGCUUCGUCGCAUUGGGUAUACGCCCUCCGACCUCAAUCAAUUAAAUGCCGUCCACGUCGCAGGAACCAAGGGCAAGGGCUCGACUUCUGCUUUUAUCUCCUCCAUUCUCUCCCAGUACACCGAAAUCUCACCCGGCCUUCACAAAAUCGGACUCUACACUUCCCCGCACCUUCGCUUUGCGCGUGAGCGCAUCCAGAUCAAUAAUGCCCCGCUUUCCGAAGAGCAAUUCGCCCGCUACUUCUUCGAAGUCUGGGACCGCCUGGAGAAUUCCGCUAAGAUCGCAGGCGAGGAUCCUACAUCACCGGGGACAAAGCCCCAAUACUUCCGUUACCUGACGCUGAUGGCGUUCCACACAUACUUGAGUGAGGGUGUAGACGCCUCGGUGAUCGAGUGCGGUAUCGGAGGACAAUACGAUUGCACCAAUGUGAUUGAGAAGCCCAAAGCGACCGCAAUUACCAGUCUCGGAAUUGACCAUACUGCAAUGCUCGGGACCACAAUUGAACAGAUCGCGUGGCAUAAGGGUGGUAUCAUCAAGUCGGGUGUGAGGGGAUUCGCCGCUCCUCAGCCCCCGAGUGCGGAAGAAGUAUUGGCCAAGCGGGCUGAAGAAAAGUCCACAAACCUGGACAUUAUUGCAGAUCAUCCUGAUCUCCGCCCUGGCACUAGCCAAGUCAAGCUCGGAUUGGCAGGUGACUUCCAGUAUACCAAUGCAUCUUUGGCAGUUGCAACAGCGGCAGAGGUCUUGAGAAAGACUGGAGUCGCCGACAUCUCUGAAAAUGUCAUGUCGGAACCCCUGCCAGCCAAGUUUACGACUGGCUUGGAGAAGACACGCCUGGGUGGCCGCUGUGAGACUCGAUUCGAGAAGAAUGUUUCAUGGUAUAUUGACGGUGGACACACGCUGGAAAGUAUUCGACUGGCCGGCCAGUGGUUUGCCUCCCGAAUCCAAGCGGACUCGUCCUCCAACGACAUUGCCACAAAGAAGCCCCGAAUCUUGAUCUUCAAUCAACAAACCCGCGACAGCACUGCUCUAGCACGCGCUCUCCACGAGACUCUGGCCGCAGCACUGGGCGCCGAAGUCCCCUUCACACAUGCUAUUUUCUGUACCAACAUUACCUACAAACAAGCCGGCUACCGACCCGACUUGGUCAGCAUGAACACCAACGCAGAUGACAUCGAACGUCUCAGCGUGCAGAAGUCUCUCGCCGAGGCCUGGAACUCGAUUGACCCCCAUGCGCAAACGCAAGUCUUCGGCACGAUCGAGGAGGCUGUCGACUUUGCGCGAGAGGUGGCUGCAGAGGAACGCAAGGUCCUUCAGAAGGAUGAGGCGCCGGUCAUGACAUUUGUCACUGGUAGCUUGCACCUUGUUGGUGGAUUCCUCGAUGUGGUCGAGACAAAGCCGUUCGUCGAGAAGGCAUGA
Messenger RNA from Penicillium waksmanii, 1548 nucleotides. RefSeq names its product tetrahydrofolate synthase. Gene Ontology annotation, biological process: tetrahydrofolylpolyglutamate biosynthetic process. Gene Ontology annotation, molecular function: ATP binding; tetrahydrofolylpolyglutamate synthase activity. The transcript has 3 exons. Gene Ontology annotation, cellular component: mitochondrion; cytosol; cytoplasm. The record is from RefSeq and is a predicted model, not a curated record. Bases 1 to 1548 code for a protein of 515 amino acids. NCBI's taxonomy places the organism in Eukaryota, Fungi, Ascomycota, Eurotiomycetes, Eurotiales, Aspergillaceae.